AAAGAUGGCGGUGCCAGCAGACGACAGCCAUGUGCUCCGUACUUCAUUGGAACUGAACAUCCUGGCCGGAACAAGCUGCCCAACUGAUGGUGGCGAGAACGCAGAUGUAUCCAGUCUGUGUGGGCACCUGACCAGGGGAGACUACGGGCAGGUACUGGAGACUGCGGCAGCCAGGACCAUCCUCGGGACCGAGCGGGUCGUCAUGGCAACAGAACCCUACCCAGAGUUCCUCAGGAGGCAGGUACAGGAGUACCUGUCCAACGCUGAGGGUGGCGAGCAUGGGGACACACCUGUGGACAGGGAACUGUGUGUUCUCCAGACCGGGGUAGCCUGCCUGCAGCUGUUUGUGCAGUCCAACUGGACCGGUCCACCGGUGGCGGGGGACCAGACUGACAUCCUCCCACAGGCUUACAGACAAGACCAAAAGGACUUGUUAGAGCCAGUUUGUCAGUCCCUAACCUGUGAUGGGGAGAGUGCCUACCCCCUCUGCUCCAACCUGCUGUACUUCCUGGCAGCUCGGACCCUGCUGAUGGACAGCUAUCACCUCCUCACACACUGUCAGACUGCAGGUUGGUGGGGCCUGAGGUGUGUGUGGGUACACCAGCAGCUCAUGGAAGAGUCGAGACUCCCAACUCUGCAGCAACUGGCUCUCAAAUACAUACAGGAUGUGACGGAGAGGGAGGAGGUGCUGUUCUCAGACAGCUGCAGGUGGCUCCAGGUGCUGUACCAGCUGGAAGCUGGCUACACCUGCCUGCACUACUACCAGUACACAGCUGCACAGGAACACUUCAGCUCUGCCGCCAAGCUGGCUAGACUACAGGUGGAACUCACAGGUGCCAUGGGGAAGAGAACUCGGUUCCAGCAGGUAGAAAAGGCACAGCUGGUGCUGCAGGUCCACAGGGAGGGAGGCUGCCAACUGGAACAGCCAGACAAGGGGGUUGCCCUUACUCCUAAGGACGUUUCCCUGGAUGAUGACACUUUGCUGAACCAGAUGAAGCUGACCGACCCUGACCAGGUGGAGGUCAUUGACCUCUCCUCUGUAGAACAAGCCCUGGUGUUGGGCCUGUGCAUCAACAGGAAGAGAAACUGUCCUAAGGACAAACUGACUGAAGAAGAGGUCUUAGCAUAUGUCUAUUACCUCCUGGACCAGCCACGUGAUUGGUCGGUACAGACAGCUGCGCUGCUGCUCAGGUGUCGAGGGGAAAAAACCAGCAGCCGGAAGGUGGAACGGUCCAUGAUGCAGCUGCAGUCGUUGGUUGACGAGUACAAGUCCCCGACCCCCCCUGCCCAGGUCAGACUUGGGCUGGUGUACAGUGUGGCCCUGCCACCCAGGUGGAUCAUGGAGAGAGAGCUAGCCCAGUUGCUGGUGAGCCUGGGUGCCCUGAGCAGUGCACUGGACAUCCUACUGAGGCUGCACAUGUGGGAGGAUGCCAUCACCUGCUACCACCAGCUCGGCAGGUACCAGAAGGCCGAGCAGCUCAUCCAGGACCAGCUGGCCGUACAGGAGACGCCGACGCUGUACUGCCUGCUGGGGGACGUCACAGGGGAGAAGCAGCAUUACGAGAAGGCCUGGGAGCUGUCCAGCCACAGGAGUGCCCGCGCUCAACGGAGCCUGGGCUGGGCAAACUUCAAAGAGGAAAAGUUUUCGGAAGCGAUCAGCUGUUUUGAGAAGUCUGUAGAGAUCAAUGGGCUACAGAAUGCGGUGUGGUUUGCCCUGGGCUGUGCCGGGAUGUCUGCCCAGCGGUACGACGUCAGUGCCCGCGGGUUCUCCAGAUGUGUCCUCAUAGACUAUGACAACUUCGAGGCUUGGAAUAACCUUGCUACAUCCUACAUCAGGUUGAACCAGAAACAGAAGGCAUUCCGUGCCCUCAAGGAGUCCCUAAGGUGCAACUUUGAGCACUGGAAGAUCUGGGAAAACUACUUACUGGUGUGUACUGACCUGGGUGAGUUUGAGGAGCUGGUGACAGGGUACCAUCGCAUGCUGGACCUGAAGGACAAACAUGCUGAUGUACAAGUGCUCCAGGUUCUGGUGGAUGCUGUCAGCCAAGACCUGCAGGACAACAGUGGCAGACCAGCAUCCAGACUGCGCGGCAAGGCUGUGGAGUUGUUUGGCAGGCUGACCUCAAAGGUUACCAAUAACGCCCAAAUAUGGCGACUGUACGCCAGACUACACGGGGAUGGGCAAAAUGAGGAUGUACAGGAAAACGAGAAGGCCCUGCAGUUCCUGCAGAAGGCCCACCGCUGCAGCACACAGUCGUCAGGAUGGGACCGGGAGCCGGCCUCCGCGGGGCACGUCAUGGACCAGGCACUGCUCCUGGCUCAGGCUGCCAUGACAGUGAGCAAGAGGAAGACCAACCCCACGGAGGCUAUCCAGUCACUGUCGGCUGCGAAGAUGGUCCUGCGCCAGGUCGGGACCAAGGUUCGUCAGGUACACACGGACGCCAUGACAGGACAGAUGCCGGAGGACUUGGCUGGCAGACUGACCGAGGUGGAGCAGACUCUGGCUACAAUACAGGGUCUUAUAGACAGUCUCAGGGGCUAGGAACAGUCUCAGUGGCAUUGUGCAAUAAUGCCAGCUAAUAAAGGGAUAUUCUUGUAAGAAAUAGGU
Messenger RNA from Branchiostoma belcheri (Belcher's lancelet), 2608 nucleotides. Its product is annotated as tetratricopeptide repeat protein 27-like. The record is from RefSeq and is a predicted model, not a curated record. Gene Ontology annotation, molecular function: protein binding. Lineage: Eukaryota; Metazoa; Chordata; Leptocardii; Amphioxiformes; Branchiostomatidae. The coding region runs from base 5 to 2542 and encodes 845 amino acids. The transcript has 23 exons.